AAAGCAUCAGCUAGCAUUACAUUUGACCUGUUACUUGUUUAGAUACACAACUGUGCGGUGUUAAAAAAUAAAGAACAAAUUCAAAUUUUUAGGAGAACUUACUUAGAAAACAAGAAAAAGUAAAUCAUCAUGGAUCCUGCUGAUGUUUUUUACGAUGAAUCAUCAUUGCUCAUUGACCCAUCUCAAGUAAGAAUUUGUAAUGAUAACUUAAUUGUGGAUAAUACUGGUGAAAAUUUUGUCAUGAUGGACAUCUCAACAUCAAAUAAUUUUCAAGAAAACCUAGAUGAAAGAAAACUAAGGCUCUUAUUGUCAGAAUGGAAACUUGACAUACUGGUUGAUGUAUGCAUUGAACAACGUGUAUUUGUCAAUAUAUUAAAAAUAAUUAAAAGACACCAUAUAGAACGCUUAUUAAAAGAUUUUGAUUUGGGUACACAAAUAUUAUUUGAGCACAAGUUAGAAGAAUGGCGUGAAUCGAUUGGAAUGUCAUUAGAUUCAGUUCCAAGUAGUUGCUCAUCACCAUGCUCAUUCACAUCAACUCGAGCCUCAACUUCAAACACAUCAUCAAGAUUCACUCCAUAUGACAGAUCUUCUCUUAGUCCAGAUAAUUCAAAUAUAAUUAUGCUAAGCAAUGUUUUGAAUGAAACAUCUAGAGGGAAGAUAUUAGUUGAAUACUACUCCAAGUUUUCAAAUUUCCAAGAUGAACAAAGAACUCUUCUUAUUAAUUUGAUAGCACAAUACUUCGAAGAAAAAUGUGUAAAAAUGACUCUAGCUAUUAGCUAUCAGUUAGAACAACAAAUUUUGGAAAGAUUCCCAUCUGAGAAACUGGAGUAUUAUAGAACUUCUAAACGGGGUAAAAUCUAUAAUAAGUAUUACAAUUUAGCAACGUCAUUUAAAGUUGUAUCUGGACCUCUUGGAACGGUAGACAAGAAAUCACCUGUCAAUUCUGAAAAGUUUAGUAGACAUUCAAAAUGCUCAGAACCAGAGGUAGAUUCAGAGAACUAUAUAAAAAUAUUAAAAUAUGACAAUUUAAGUAAUGAGGAAUUUGACCGAACAUGGCAGGCAUGUUUUAAUUCACGCCUUGAUUUUAUAAAAAAGUAUACAACAAAAGACAUCUUUGAUAAAUGGCCAGCAUAUAAAACAGCAAAUGGUUACCGUUUAAUUGACAUGGACUUUGAGGCUGCUUUUGAAAAAAAAGGCGACCUUUUAGAAAAUUGGGAAAAAAAUAUUAGUAAAUUGUUGUUAUUCCUUUCUUUUAAUUCUAACGUUAAAGACAAAAAUGUAAGAAAACUUAUUGAAAUUAUCAGAAUGAACAAUCAAAUAUCUGAAAACGGAAGAGAUGCUGCUAUUAUUUGGGCACUGCAUGGGUAUUUUGUACCAACUAAUAAACUUGUUAAGAUUGACCCAAAAACAAAGCAGAAAACAACUAUAAAAUUCACUAUUCGAGAUUCACAAGAAUCCGUUAUUUUUGUUGGAUCUACAAUUCAAAUGGUCGAAGACCAUAUUGAAAACUUGAAAAAAUCAAAAAAAUCAAUCCAGCCCACUAUAUUUUGUAUUGGAGAAAAUAUAACAUCAAUUAAUGAGAUUUUCCUAUAUUUGGAUGGCGUUAGAUAUAUUUUUAAAAGUAUCAUAAAAGCUCUUGAUAUUUGUUUUAAAUCCAUUUAUUUAUUUGAUUUUAAAUUUCCGGAUGAAUCUGUAAUAUUUUAUUUUUUUUUGGAAUAUUUUUUUUAUGUUUUAAUAGAUAAGCUAAGUUUUCCUAAAGUACAUGUAUUGGAACAAUACUUAAAUAAUUAA
This is a messenger RNA of Daktulosphaira vitifoliae (grape phylloxera), 1791 nucleotides long. RefSeq lists its product as uncharacterized. The record is from RefSeq and is a predicted model, not a curated record. Lineage: Eukaryota; Metazoa; Arthropoda; Insecta; Hemiptera; Phylloxeridae. The transcript is spliced from 7 exons. The coding region runs from base 130 to 1791 and encodes 553 amino acids.